CUCCACCCUCUCUGCAAGAAACUGUGUUUCUUACUUUAUACUGUCUUCAUGUUAGAUUUGUACAGCUCUCCUAGCCAGAGGAGGUGAGACAUCCGUUCCCCCUACAAGAGACUCUGGCUCUUGCAGGAUGGAUUUUCAAGGGUCAGUUCCGACCUAUAGCUAUGACAUCGAUUAUGGUAUGUCAGCACCCUGCCAAAAAAUCAAUGUGAAACAAAUUGCGGCUCAGCUCCUGCCCCCACUCUACUCCCUGGUAUUCAUCUUUGGUUUUGUGGGUAACAUGAUGGUCUUCCUCAUCUUGAUAAGCUGCAAAAAGCUGAAGAGCGUGACUGAUAUCUACCUGCUCAACCUGGCCAUCUCUGACCUGCUCUUCCUGCUCACACUACCAUUCUGGGCUCACUAUGCUGCAAAUGAGUGGGUCUUUGGGAACAUAAUGUGUAAAGUAUUCACAGGGCUCUAUCACAUUGGUUAUUUUGGUGGAAUCUUCUUCAUUAUCCUCCUGACAAUUGAUAGGUACUUGGCUAUUGUCCAUGCUGUGUUUGCUUUAAAAGUCAGAACGGUCAACUUUGGGGUGAUAACAAGUGUAGUCACUUGGGCGGUGGCUGUGUUUGCCUCUCUCCCAGAAAUAAUCUUUACCAGAUCUCAGAAAGAAGGUUUUCAUUAUACAUGCAGUCCUCAUUUUCCACACACUCAGUAUCAUUUCUGGAAGAGUUUCCAAACAUUAAAGAUGGUCAUCUUGAGCCUGAUCCUGCCUCUACUUGUCAUGGUCAUCUGCUACUCAGGAAUUCUCCACACCCUGUUUCGCUGUAGGAAUGAGAAGAAGAGGCACAGGGCUGUGAGGCUCAUCUUUGCCAUCAUGAUUGUCUACUUUCUCUUCUGGACUCCCUACAACAUUGUCCUCCUCCUGACCACCUUCCAGGAAUUCUUUGGACUGAAUAACUGCAGUAGUUCUAAUAGACUAGACCAGGCCAUGCAGGCAACAGAGACUCUUGGAAUGACACACUGCUGCCUAAACCCUGUCAUCUAUGCCUUUGUUGGAGAGAAGUUCCGGAGUUAUCUCUCAGUGUUCUUCCGAAAACACAUGGUCAAACGCUUUUGCAAACGGUGUUCAAUUUUCCAGCAAGACAAUCCUGAUCGUGCAAGCUCAGUCUAUACCCGAUCCACAGGAGAACAUGAAGUUUCUACUGGUUUAUGACCUGGUUGACUUUUGUGUAUCACGUAGUUUUUCUAUGCAGCUUGGGAGUAGGAAUGGUUCUUUUAAAAAAAGAAAUUAGUAUCAUAGAGGGCCCAAGAUACAUGCAUCUUUUUGAUAUUUAUUUUUAGAUAGAUUGGGUCUUUUAAAACUGAAUGGGGAGGUUGGGGUGGAGGAGCAGGGAGAACGAGUCUUUUAUCAGGGCCGGGAAAUAUGCACAAAGAGACUUGAGGCAGGUGCCAUGACCCAUAUGCAAAGGGACGGACACAGGGCCGAUGCUGUGGCCUAGAGAUGACGUGUCUCACCGCUGGGUUCCUGAAAGGCGGCUGUAAAUAUGCCUGAUUGCCAUAAAGUCGCUUCUUGCUGUCUAUGGAUGUGCCUGACUGCCAACAGGGAAGAACCACUUCUGCCUAUAAAACGUAGAGUCAGCAGAACUUGGGGUAAAUCGGAGUUAGAGGUGCAUAAGAACCCCUAGGCUUAGUUAGGUUGAAAUACCCAUUGAGGAAACAGCAAAUACAAAGGAAGAAUAAAGAGUUUAGCCGGGAAGGUAGUCUCAUUUUACAGCCGGAAUAUAAUGUUAUCUCAGGCUAGCAUUUUGUUCCUGCCUUCAGACCUAAAUCCUACCACACCGGGACUGUGAAACACCUGGAUUAUGAAUCAUGAGCCUGAGGUCUAGGAAUAAUAAUAACGUUUGUGAUUUUAGAUGAGGGCUGUUUCCAUAGUUUGAAGCCAGAACUUUAUCAUCUUGAGCAGAAGCUCCAAGAGAUGAGGAAAGAGCACCAAUUUUUCUCUAAUUUACUUAGCAGUCAUCAUCUCUGGAAGAUUCAUUUUAGAAACAAGUUGUUGUGCCCCUCAGAAGCCAUGAGAGUAUAACGACUGCUCUCUGUGUUCCAGGCUGAGUAUGAGGACUUCAGUCACACUUUCCAGAUGGCUUCUCCACACAAACAAUGCUAAGUUUGGCCAUUUCAGAGGUUUAGGAUUUUUUGUUGUUUUUGCAGUUGAUAUUUUGAAUUUUAGAGCAGUUGAGAUCUUCCUAGUGAAGGCUAGAGGAGGAAAGAAAGGGGUUAGAAUCUCUCAGGAGAUUAAAGUUUCUGCCUAACAAGAGGUGUUACUGGUUUUUCUCAAGCUCCGAUUGUGAAACCAGAGGCCUGGGACUGUCAGCAGGAAGUGAGCAUUUGCUUUUUUCUUCCUUGUGAUCCACAUUCCUCCCCCACUCUGUUGCUCAGACUGGCGUCAAGCUCACGAUCCUCCUGCUUACAUCUCAAGUUCUGAGAUUACAAGUAUAUGUGAACAUAUCCAGCGGUUAUUUUAUUCAUUAGCAUAUAGAAAGUUAUACGUUCUUUGAAGAUAAUGAGUCUUAUAAAAAGUGCUUUGUAAAAAAAAUUGCAUUUUAUACUUUCAAUCAAGUGUACAUUUAGUGAGUAGUACGUAAAAUUAUGAGAGUAUUUUGUAAGUAGUUGUUUUGGAGAACGCCCCCAAUAAUACUUGUUUAAAUAUAGCGUUCUUGGAUUAAGUGGGUGGUGGUGAUGAUAAUAUUUCCUUGAAAGUAUUUUUAGCCGUUAACUUUCUUCCUUAAACAAUUUUUCAUAAUAAUUUGUUCUUAAAGAUGUUAUGUCCAAGCAUGCAGUUUCGGAGCAGUGUUGCUUUGAAAGAGUGUAAAUUUUAAAUUGUGCUUACUCUCAAUCAAAAGAGUUUUAACAUAUUUACGAAUUUAUUUCAGAAGUCAAGAAUCUGGUUGAAAAUAAAGAUAUGCAACUUUAUGGUCUGGUAUUUGAGUGGGAGUCAGAGAGGGUGAGGCCUUUCUCUCUCUCUCUCUCUCUCUCUCUCUCUCUCUCUCUCAAGUGUGUUAAUAAUUUCAGUAAUGGAAAUUCUAUAACACUGGGAUUUCUGUGCACAUGUUUCUUGUCCAGAGAGAGGAUAGAUCCUCCAAGGAGAGUCUGGAACAAUGCUGAUUUUCAGUCUGCUACAGCCCCAGCUUCCAAAGAGGGUGUGCAAAGAUGUUCGGGCUAUUAAUGCUCCUAAUGAAAGAGACAAACGAGCAGGAAGUAAAAUGGGCUCUGAGUGGUUUAGUAACUUCUCACCAGAUUCAAAGGGUUGCUUUUCAUCUCUUAGAUUUGAAGGUAGAAAGUGUUAAAGAAGAGUGGAAGGCAGCUGGGCUUAGGAGAAAGGAGUCAGGGGAAGGGAGCCCUCUAUCUGCUAUGAUAAAGCCAGCUUUUGUGGGGAUGAGGGAAAGUGUGUUAAUAACUUAUCUUGUGGCUGUGACAAAAUAUCUGACAAAGGCAGCUUAAAGAAGAAAGUUUUACGGUUGUUGGUAGUUUGAUGGAAUACAUUCUACCGUGGUGUGUUAGGAGUGUGAGCUUGGUGGUAAUGUCACAUCUACAUCCAGGAAGCAAAGAAUUGAAUGCUGGUGUCAGCUCUCUUUCUCCUCUUUAUUCAGUCCAAUUCCCCAGUCCAUAAAAUGGUGUUGUUCAUAUUCAGGGUGGGUCUUCUCUCCUUGGCUAAUCCUUUGUGGAAACAUCCUCAUAGGUACAGACAGAAAUGUUUAUCCUAGGUAGUUCUAAAUCCAGUAAAGCAAUCAAUCAAUACUAACCACUACAAAAGCUCUCUCUCUCUCUCUCUCUCCCUCUCUCUCUCUCUCUUUCUCUCUCUCCCUUUUUUUAUGGCUGAUGUACACACUCCUUCUUACCUUGCCAUAUGUUAGAUGAAUUUACAAAGAAAAACCACUUGAGGUAUUGUAUAACUAUGUAUAUAUUUUCUUUCAUAAUUUAAAAAAUACUUUAAUGUUCCAUUUGGCUCCAUAUUGUUACUUUUUCGAUGAAUUAUAAUUUCUGUGUUAUUAUAAUUCUGUAAUACCUCAAGAGCUUAUUUUGUUUUAAAAAUAGGGGAUUUUGUUUGUCUAUUUUGAGAGUUUCUUCUGUAGUCCAGGCUGCCCUGGAACUUCCUCUGUAGAUCAGGCUGGCCUCAAAUAUGAAAUAUGCCCGCCUCUGCUUCCAAAUUGCUUGGAUUAAAGGUGUGCACUACCAUUACCUGGCUCAAAGAUGAGUUUUAAAGCAUACAUAGUGAAAAAUAACCCCUUUUCCUGAUUGAGCCAAGCUAUCAAAACUGCAAAUAACCUAGGCUAUAUUGAUUCUAUACUGCCCUCCAGUGGCCAACUAGCAAAUAACAAAGAUGUUUGGCAACCAGCAUGGACCACAUCAUACAAAUAAGGAGUAUGGCUUCACUGAAUUUUUUACUGUUUGUGUCUUUAAUUCCAGUGUGGACAGAGGCAUAUCCAGAGCAGCUCAGGGUAUUUGACACACAGCUCUUUCUCACUGCUUCUGAAGAACAGGAAGAGCCCCAGUUGAGGAUACAAGUUGACACUUUGAAAUAAUGGUUUCAGGUGGAUCUGCAGAAUGCUGGAGCCCAGACCUUGAAAAGGCUCGGGAAAUUACUUAUAAACAGGUAUUUUCACAUGCAUGAAGUGCCCCAGACUCUCCUUGCAUUUCACUCUAACCCUGCAUAUCCCAAGUGUUUGCAGUGUUCCAAUAUAGUUGAAAGGCAGGUGGCUUUCUUUGAUUCUUUUUAUUCUCUUUUCUUCAUUACCAUUAUUAUUCCAUCCACACGGAUGAAACAUUCUUACAAAACUAUACACCUUUAAAAUGGAAAAGCUGUUGAGGAUCACUCAGUCCAGGUGCCUCUCUCUGUAGGUGAAAAGCAGAGUCUACUCCACACUCUCAAAGAGGGUUUCAGAGGACUCAAGAAUUAGCAAGUUUUGACAGUGUUUUCCAAUCUCAGUGUGCAGUCGGUGAUAAGCCAUUGAACGAGUGGGUGGGGAGAGGGUCUGAUACCACUUACAAUCAUGCCUAGAUAAAUUCAGGAGAUGAGUUUACAAUUAAUGAAGGCUACAUUCUAGUCCUGGCUUCAUCUUAGCUACACUUUGAAAUGACACGGGAAGUUGACACCAAGUCUCACUACAAUUCUACACUGAACAACUCUCUUUAAUCAACCCACAUGUACCUGUGUUUCUAACUCUUAGGAAUUCCCCAGGUGGUUCUCAAAAUAGCCAAGUUUGAGACACUGGUAGUGAAAACUGGGUUGAAGUCUGUCAUACUGGAUAUGAUGUUUGGAAUCUGAGCUUUGUCACACAGUGUGAGGGUUUGGAGAAUGAAGAAGAUCAUGACCUGGUCAGGCAAGGUUAAUUCGGAAAAAGUUGAAAAGUUAGCAUUCAGAGAGUAACUUUUAGAUGGCCUGGCACCUAAUUUAAAUGUGUGCACAUAUAUGCAUGAAACAAAGCUUGGCUUGCAUUAGUUACUUUUGUGUCUCUGUGACCAUAGUACUCAGCUAAAACAACUGAAGGAAAGAGUUUACUUUGGCUCAUAGCUUUAGUUCAUUAUGGGGAAGUCAUAGCAUUGUAUCAAAGUACAUGGGUAUGUAUACCAGAGACUGUUCAUGUUACAGACGUCCAGAAAGCAGAGUCCAGAAGCAGGGGCAAGCUAUAACUUUCAAAGGAUCAUCCCUAGUGCCUUCAAGCCAGCCAGACUUCACCUCCUAAAGAAUCUAUGGGCUUACCAAUAGUGCCAGUCUGGACAUAUUUUGCUAUACACAAAACAUGACCCUGUGAGGGAUAUUUCUGAAAGACAGAUAUAAGUUGCUCUUUUUGUUUUGAGUCAAGACAACAUCCCCUCUUGAAACUAAGUAUCACUGAACAUAAUGCAGCUAAGUUUAAAAAUAAAAACAUCGUGGAAAUGCUUCAGGAUAGUCUAUAUUUACCAGAAAAUUCUACCAGGAUUUUUCUACUUACAUUUAUUUCCAUUAUCUUAGAUUACUCAAAAAAUAUCCUAUAAAGAAGUUAUAAUGUUUUCUCAAUAUAUAAUCAAAUCAAUCAUCUGUUAAUGGGACAGCUCAGUCUUUCCUGCAUGGUAAAAACCAAACUCUGGGAUGAGAAGGGGACUUGAGAUUACUUGCAUCAGUUUAUGAGUUCUAAAAAAAUCAUUAUCAGGAAUUUGAAAUCAUCAUCUCAUCUACACAGAAUUUCUACAUGAAAGUACAUGGUCAGAUUGAUUCUACAGGAAAUCUGCUCAACAGAGUGGGCUGAUGAUCAGGAAUCAUUAGGCUACGUAAUAGUGGCAAGAUAGGACUAUUAGAAGCAAGAAGCAAUGCUGGGAUGAAGUCUCUGAGGACCCUGCAACCCAGAACACACCCAUCAACAGCUUUGUAAAAUAUAGGGCCAUCUCAAGAAAACUCACUUGCUGAAGCCUUUCAUAGAUGGCAUCUGACACUAGAAAUCAUUCUUAGUUUGUAUAUGCAUAAGAUUGGGUUAAAUCUCUUACACAAAGUAUAAAUAAAAGUAUAUCUGUAGAAAAUAGUUGGAUAUCCGAUGGGAAUUGUGUAUAAACAUGGAAACAACCUCA
Molecule: messenger RNA, 6579 nt
Organism: Mus musculus (house mouse)
Lineage: Eukaryota; Metazoa; Chordata; Mammalia; Rodentia; Muridae
Gene: Ccr5
Product: C-C motif chemokine receptor 5
Exons: 3
Coding region: 128-1192 (354 amino acids)
Biological process (GO): cellular response to lipopolysaccharide; cell-cell signaling; signaling
Cellular component (GO): external side of plasma membrane; plasma membrane; cell surface
Molecular function (GO): G protein-coupled receptor activity; chemokine receptor activity; actin binding
Source: RefSeq, a predicted model, not a curated record